Molecule: messenger RNA, 1216 nt
Organism: Loxodonta africana (African savanna elephant)
Lineage: Eukaryota; Metazoa; Chordata; Mammalia; Proboscidea; Elephantidae
Product: olfactory receptor 1D2-like
Exons: 1
Coding region: 86-1054 (322 amino acids)
Biological process (GO): G protein-coupled receptor signaling pathway
Cellular component (GO): plasma membrane
Molecular function (GO): G protein-coupled receptor activity; olfactory receptor activity
Source: RefSeq, a predicted model, not a curated record
AGAUUAAGACAUUUUUAAUGUUAAGAAAACUUGAUCUUGCUUACCUGAAUGUCCUUAGUAAAUUGAAAGCACUCGGUGUUUGUUGAUGCUAGUGUUGCAGACUACUGGAGAAAUGGAUGGAGACAACCAGACCGAGGCUUCCAAGUUCCUGCUAGUUGGGCUUUCGGAGAAGCCCGACCAGCAACGAAUCCUAUUUUGGAUGUUCCUGUCCAUGUACCUGGUCACAGUGAUGGGAACUGUGCUCAUCAUCCUGGCCAUCGGCUCUGACUCCUGCCUGCACACUCCCAUGUAUAUCUUCCUGGUCAAUUUCUCCUUCACCGACCUCUUCUUCGUCACCAAUACAAUCCCCAAGAUGCUGGUGAACCUUCAGUCCCAGAACAAAGCGAUCUCCUACGCAGGGUGCCUGACGCAACUCUACUUCCUGAUCUCCUUGGUGACACUGAACAACCUCAUCCUGGCUGCAAUGGCUUACGACCGCUAUGUGGCCAUUUGCCACCCCCUCUACUACACCACAGUCAUGAGCCCUGGCCUCUGUAUCUUAAUCCUGGCCUUGUGUUGGGUCCUCUCUGUCCUCUAUGGCCUCAUCCUCACCCUCCCUAUGACCAGGGUGACCUUCUGCGGGUCCCAGAAGAUCCACUAUAUUUUCUGUGAGAUGUACGUCCUGCUCAGUCUUGCAUGUUCCAACACACAGGUCAAUCACACAGUGCUAGUCACCACCGGCUGCUUCAUCUUCCUCACUCCCUGUGGGUUAAUGACUGUGUCUUAUGUCCAGAUUGUCAGAGCCAUCCUCCAAAUAACAUCAGUGACUGGGAAAUACAAAGCCUUCUCUACCUGUGCUUCCCAUCUAGCUGUGGUGUCUCUCUUCUAUGGGACACUUGGUAUGGUAUAUUUGCAGCCUCUCCACACCUACUCCAUGAAGGACUCAGUGGCCACAGUGAUGUAUGCUGUGGUGACACCCAUGAUGAACCCUUUCAUCUACAGCCUGAGGAACAAGGAUAUGCGUGGGGCUCUCAGAAAACUCUUCCUAGGGAAAGUAUUUCAGGGGUUUACAUAGGGUAAGUUUUUAAAGAGGAAAUUUAAAUAGAGAUUGGGAAUUCCUCCAUAUCCAAGGCAUUAACCUGUGAAGUACACAGGGUGAUUAGGACAUAAAUUCAGCUCAAAAUGAGCUUAUAGAUCUGUGGUGAAGAAAAGAUACGUACGUGUAACCCAAAGUCCC